AUGUCAGUAUUUCGAUAUAGAUUGUGGAUGAUUUAAAGUUAAGAACUCGGAGCCUUGAAUGGCUUCUCAAAAAUGUACCAUGAAUGUGAAAGAGCCUCCAUAUAAUAUGGCUAGGUAGAAAAUGCUGAAGUAAUCACUUGGACUAAAUCACAGGUGAACUAAUCCUUUCAAUAAUUAUCGAUCACCUUAAAUAAUUACUACAGAAUAAUACUGAUUAUAAGAAUCGAUGAUUUUGUGCAGCGUCAUCUUGAAUAUAAAAUACAGAAACAGUUGAAAUAUUUUAAAUUGUUGCAAAGAUCAUAGUAUUUUGGAUUUACACUUCUAAAUUAUAUUAGACUCCAUUAAUCUUAUGCUCAGCUUCACUUCUAAAGAAUAUAAUUUUCCCACCAUAUGCAACACUAUCAGACCAAGAGUUGA
Messenger RNA from Paramecium tetraurelia, 417 nucleotides. RefSeq lists its product as uncharacterized. The transcript has a single exon. The record is from RefSeq and is a predicted model, not a curated record. NCBI's taxonomy places the organism in Eukaryota, Ciliophora, Oligohymenophorea, Peniculida, Parameciidae.